Messenger RNA from Dufourea novaeangliae, 1236 nucleotides. RefSeq names its product geranylgeranyl transferase type-2 subunit beta (gene betaggt-II). Gene Ontology annotation, biological process: protein geranylgeranylation. The record is from RefSeq and is a predicted model, not a curated record. Gene Ontology annotation, cellular component: Rab-protein geranylgeranyltransferase complex. Gene Ontology annotation, molecular function: Rab geranylgeranyltransferase activity. Lineage: Eukaryota; Metazoa; Arthropoda; Insecta; Hymenoptera; Halictidae. Bases 79 to 1083 code for a protein of 334 amino acids. The transcript has 6 exons.
AAACAAUUACGUGAGUUUUAUAAAUGUAUCACACUUGGUGAAACGUAAUAACCGAGCGUUUUUUAAAAUCUUUGUAAUAUGCCAAUGUUAAAACAUGAUAUUGAACUCCCAAUAUCGAUUCCUGAUUUGCUGUUGGAUAAACAUGCAAAUUUUUUACUUUCAUAUGGAAAAGAUAAAGAUGAAUACAUGUACUGUAUAAUGGAACACCUGCGAAUGUCUGGUAUGUACUGGGGUCUAACGGCAUUGGAUAUUAUGGGUAAACUUGAGCAAACCAAUCGAGACGAGAUUCUAGAAUUCAUAGCGCAAUGUCAAACAGAAAGUGGAGGCAUAGCAGCAAGUUUGCAGCACGAUCCGCACAUUCUCCACACCUUGAGUGCAGUACAAAUACUCUGUAUCUAUGAUGCUCUUGACAUUAUCGAUGUAGAGAAAGUUGUAAAGUACGUCAAAGAAAGACAACAGUCCGAUGGAAGUUUUACCGGUGACAUCUGGGGUGAAGUUGACAUAAGAUUUUCUUUCUGUGCCGUGGCAACUUUAGCACUUAUGAACCAGUUAGAUGCCAUAGACGUCAAUAAGGCUGUUGAAUAUGUAAUGAAAUGUAUGAAUUUCGAUGGUGGCUUUGGCUCGAAACCAGGUGGCGAAAGUCAUGCUGGAAUGAUUUACUGCAGCGUGGGUCUUCUGUCAAUAACUGGUUGCCUUAAUUUAGUAGAUGCAGACCAACUCGGUUGGUGGCUGUGCGAGAGACAGCUUCCAUCUGGAGGUUUAAAUGGCAGGCCAGAAAAAUUACCCGAUGUGUGCUAUUCCUGGUGGGUUCUGUCUUCGCUUACGAUUCUUGGACGACUUCAUUGGGUUAAUAAAGAACAACUGGUGAAGUUUGUACUGUCGUGUCAAGACACGGAAUCGGGAGGAUUUAGUGAUCGUCCAGGAGAUGUUGCUGAUCCUUUCCACACCCUAUUCGGGUUAACAGCACUUUCCCUUUUAAACACGGAUUAUCCUUUGAAGAGGAUCAACCCAACGUUUUGCAUGCCAGAAUAUGUUAUUCAAAGGUUACAAGUACAACCCUCCAGACUAGACCAAAGCAACUGAUACUUGAUGAUUCCAAACGAAUAAAUUUUUAUGAAUUAAUAAAAAAAGCGGAAGUACAACAUGAAGUUUUUGCACGAAUCAUUUUGUACUUGUUUAUUUUGAACACUUAAAAUUAUUGUUCAUUUUACUGUGUGUAUACCGCGUAUGUGUAAU